This is a messenger RNA of Mus caroli (Ryukyu mouse), 734 nucleotides long. It is a transcript of the gene Ocm2, whose product is annotated as oncomodulin 2. Gene Ontology annotation, cellular component: cytoplasm. Gene Ontology annotation, molecular function: calcium ion binding. The record is from RefSeq and is a predicted model, not a curated record. NCBI's taxonomy places the organism in Eukaryota, Metazoa, Chordata, Mammalia, Rodentia, Muridae.
GCACAUCUGUUGGAAUCUACUUCUACAGAAGACCAGCUGAAGCAACUAGCCUGUGGGACUGAGCAACUACUAGAUCCUUGGACUUCCAAUUCACAGAUGACCACUGUUGGGGAGUUGGACUACAGAGUGUAGAAAAUGAGCAUCACAGACAUUCUGAGCGCUGAUGACAUUGCAGCGGCCCUGCAGGAAUGCCAAGACCCAGACACCUUUGAACCACAAAAGUUCUUCCAGACAUCGGGCCUCUCCAAGAUGUCUGCCAGCCAAUUGAAGGAUAUCUUCCAGUUCAUAGACAACGACCAGAGUGGAUACCUGGAUGAAGAUGAGCUCAAGUAUUUCCUACAGAGGUUCCAGAGUGACGCUAGAGAACUGACCGAGUCAGAGACCAAGUCCUUGAUGGAUGCAGCGGACAACGACGGAGAUGGGAAGAUUGGGGCUGAUGAAUUCCAGGAAAUGGUGCAUUCUUAAAGCCCAAGUCUUCGGAAGAAAGAGAGGAAGGGGCAUUCUGCCAGAAGGGUUCAAAAGCCCUGGGUCUGGGAUGCUCCCCACCCUACCCCGAACUAAUUUACCGAGUCCCCCUGAAGCCCUUCUGCAACGUGCUCCUUGCUUGAGGGAAUGCAAUGGUUUGUGGCUCUUCCUUCUUUGGUGGUGGUGGAUAGGUCCUGAUGACUUCUGUAAGCCCCCAUCUGGCAGACAAGGCCUUUAAAAAUCACCCAAUAAAAUAAUUUCUCACCAUU